CUCGUUCGGGGUCUUGUUCGGUUUCUUUAGUUACUUUCAUUUUCCCUCUUUCCUACUUAGGUCCUUCGCUUCAUUAUCCUUCACUUUGCCGUUUCUCUUUUGGAGCUAUGAAGGUAGUGAGUUGGAAUUGUCAAGGAUUAGGGCCUGCCUUGACAGUAUGCAAUUUGCAAGACCUGUGCUUCAAGUAUCAACCUGAUUUGGUCUUUCUCUGUGAAACUAAGCAACAAACACCACUACUUGAGAAGCAUCGAAGGCGGCUAGGCUUUGAUCAUGGGGAAUAUUGUCCACCACGGGGGAGAGCUGACAGUCUAGCAUUGUGGUGGAGAAAAGAGCUUCAGCGAGCUCGAUUUUGGGUUGAUUGUCAAAGUCUAAGAAGAGAUAAUGGAAUCCGUUGGCUCGUUAUGGGGGAUUUAAAUGCUUUGCUGAGCUACGCCGAUAGAAGGGGGAAGGGUCCAAUCUCGGUAUCCUCCUUCUCUUGCUUGGAGCAAUUUAUGCAGAGUUGUGAGUUGCAGGAAAUGGGUAAAUUGAAGUGGACCCUGGAGAAUGGUUAUCAAGAGUGCAUCCAGAAUGGUUGGCAGGUGCAUAUUACUGGUUCAAAGCAGUAUAAGGUAAUGGGUAAAUUGAAGAAUUGUCGUGCUGAUUUGCUCUCUUGGAGCAAGAAGUUAAGGGGCAAUCCCCAAGGGGAAAUUAAGUUUUUGCAUGAGCAGUUAGACUUUAUGCAGAAUCAAGAACCAAAUGAUGCUAAUAUGUUGCACCAAAAAAUGCUAAUUCAGAAACUGAAUGAUUUGUGGGCAAAGGAAGAGGCUUAUUGCCUGAGCUUUCAAUUCCAAGCUUGCCAUACAACUGCUGAUAUGGAUAUUGUGUUUUCUUUCCCUCCAGUGAUCACAUCAGAAAUGAAUAACUCUCUAUGCGCAGACAUUACACUGGAGGAGGUUAAAGCUGCUACUUUCCAAUUAGGAGCCUUUAAAGCACCAGGUCUGGAUGGGUUUCCUGGAGUUUUCUACCAAAAACAUUGGGACUUGGUUGGUGGUGAUGUUCAUAAAGCUAUCUCAAGAUUCUGGGCUACGGGUUUUCUACUGAAGGAGUUCAAUAAAAUGAAUAUCAUUCUCAUACCAAAGCCUUUUCUUUCUCAAAUAAUUUCUCCAGAGCAGUCUGCUUUUGUGCCUGGCAAAAUGAUCCAGGACAAUCUUGUUGUUGCGCAUGAGGCAUUCCACGGUUUUGCUCAUAGAUGUUAUUCUCAAGAUGCCUACAUGGCACUUAAAUUAGACAUCCAUAAAGCAUAUGAUACGGCGGACUGGCUAUUUUUGGAGCCAGUGCUCAGGGCGAUGGGUUUCCAUGAUUGGUGGGUUGCUAGAGUAAUGGAGUUUGUUUGAUCAACCUCAUAUUCAAUUCUAAUCAAUGGUAAACCCACUAAAACCUUUUUCCUUGGGAGAGGGCUUCAACAAGGAGAUCCCCUGUCCCCAUAUUUAUAUCUGCUUGUGGUAGAUGUUUUGUCUAAACUUGUAUCUCGUGCAGUGAAAGAUGGCUCCCUAUAUGCUUAUCGUAUAACAAGAAGGUGCCCCCUUAUUAGCCAUCUGCUUUUUUCUUAUGAUGCAUUACUUUUUUGCAAGGCUUUUGUCAAUCAAGCUUCUUUCUUGAA
Molecule: messenger RNA, 1639 nt
Organism: Rubroshorea leprosula
Lineage: Eukaryota; Viridiplantae; Streptophyta; Magnoliopsida; Malvales; Dipterocarpaceae
Source: the annotation of a GenBank genome assembly